AUGCAAAGUCUCGCGCCAUUUCCACCAUUUGAUUACGAAAUCGACAAACUCAACGCUGGACCAAGAUGGGAGAAAUGGAUUGGUCGUUUAGAAAAUCUAUUCACUGGUUUGAAUCUUAAAGAUGAAAACAGGAAAAGGGCACUGCUUCUUCAUUACGSCGGUGAAACAGUCUACGACAUAUAUCAAGCAGAAAAAGGCGACAGCGCUAACUCGUACUCAGCAACAAAACAAAUCCUCUCUCAGUACUUCGCACCGAAGAAAAACAUCCAGAUGGAAAUUUUUAAUUUCAGGAGCUGCAAGCAAAMACUCAGCCAAUCACUCGACGAAUACAUCACGGAAUUAAGGAAGCUUGCAAAACAUUGUGAAUUUACGGACACUGACAAUGAGAUACUUUCUCAAGUUAUUCAACACUGCCGUUCUUCACGAUUGCGAAAGAGAGCACUGCGUGAACCGGACAAGACUCUGAAAGACAUCAUCGAAAUCGGAAGGUCUCUAGAAUUAUCUGAUCAGCAUGCUGCAGCCAUCGAAGAUGAAUCAGUCAACGCCAUGAGGGAAUCUACGAAAACUCAUAAAAAAUCAACUUUCAAGCCAAGAACCAACGCUCGACGCGAAAAGCCAAUAUCGCGCAAUCAUCAAAUAAACAACCCGACAAGCAAGCACAGUACAUGUCACAACUGCGGUGGAUCAUUUCCUCACACUAAAGAAUGUCCAGCCAAAGGAAAAAUCUGCAAUAAUUGCAAAAAACSAAAUCAUUUCAAGUCCGUCUGCCAAAAACUUCGACGAAAGAAUCAAGUUAGAGCCYUUGAGAACGACAACACAGCGAUCGACUCAGAUCCGGACAGCGAUGGCAGCUUGCUAUACUGCAUAAAGAAUCUCGAAUYAAUCAACUCAAUCAGCUCCCUACCRAUAGCUAAUCUGAAAAUCAACGACACUGAAGUGAAACUCCUAAUCGACACGGGCUCAACAAUUACACAWCACAUCAAAGACACGCCAUUCACAUCGAAAUAUCCACAUCUAUUUGACGGGAUCGGUAAACUCAAAGGAACAACAGUUAAACUACACAUUGACCACACCGUUAAGCCGGUAGCGCAGAGACCUAGAAGAGUACCAUUCCAUCUCAGAAACAAAGUACAAAAGGAAAUAGAAAAACUUGAGGAACAAGAUAUCAUAGAAAAAGUCCUAGRAGAACCAACGCCAUGGGUUUCACCCAUUGUCAUCGUGCCUAAAAAAGAUCCAAACGAAGUACGAAUUUGUGUCGAUAUGCGGGAAGCAAACAAAGCUAUUCUUCGUGAACGACACCAAAUGCCUACAAUCGACGAGCCUACUUCAGACCUCRACGGAGCAUCAGUAUUUAGCAAGAUUGAUUUAACCUCAGGUUACCACCAACUAGAAUUAAGUCCAGAUUCCAGGUCGAUCACAACGUUUGGUACACACAUCGGAUUAUUUAAAUACAAACGAUUGAACUUUGGUAUAUCGUCUGCGUCAGAAAUAUUUCAAGAAACAAUUCGUAACGUCAUUCAUGACAUUCCCAACUCUAAAAAUAUCAGCGAUGAUAKUAUCAUUUAUGGAAAAWCACAAGCUGAGCACGAUCAAGCUUUAGACAAGGUAUUUGAACGCCUACACUCAAAGGGACUAACUGUAAACAAAAAGAAGUGUUUAUUCAACCAAUCACAGAUUGAAUUCUUUGGUUUAAUCUUUAGCAAAGAUGGAGUUUCCCCAGAUCCUAAGAAGGUCAACGAUAUCAAGAACGUAAGCACUCCUACCAACACCUCCGAAGUUAAAAGCUUUCUCGGGAUGACGAAUUACAGCGCUCGCUUCAUCAAAGACUACGCAACWAUCAGCGAACCACUACGUCGACUAACAAAGUCUGGAGCUGCGUUUGUCUGGACAAGUGAACAAGAAAACGCCUUUACUGCACUAAAGGAACACUUGAGAAGCGACGCUAUCAUGAAUUAUUUUGAUCCAUCUAAUUGA
This is a messenger RNA of Exaiptasia diaphana, 1974 nucleotides long. RefSeq lists its product as uncharacterized. Lineage: Eukaryota; Metazoa; Cnidaria; Anthozoa; Actiniaria; Aiptasiidae. The record is from RefSeq and is a predicted model, not a curated record. The coding region runs from base 1 to 1974 and encodes 657 amino acids. The transcript has 2 exons.